UUCCCAGUGUUCAAUCAAUAGCAAAAGUGUAAAAAUCAUUUGAAAAUUUGGGGAAAAUGGCUGACGGUGUAAAUUUCGAUUCCGAGUGGAGAAUUUUAUGAAAAUUAUUAAUUAGAAUUGAUAAAAUAUGCCGCGGUAUCAAAUGAACAAUUCUUCGCUAACUUAAAUUUAUAGUGAAUAGUGAGUUGCAGUGAUAUUACAGAUGGGCUUUGCUGAACUUGCUGGAAAAAGAUCAAUAAAAACCGAAGAACCGUAACGCAAAAGAAGAAUUGACUAAUCAAAAUGGAAGAAUUUAAAAUGAUGAAUAAUUCUGCAUACGAUACAAAUGUGGUACAUCAGAAUCAAACCGCUAUUCCACAUCAGGCACAUCCUGGACAUACGCCACAUCAUACAAAUAUGCCACCAGCUAUUAGUGGCUUUUUUCAUCCACAUGCUUCGACACUACCAAUAGCUGCUCAUCAGCAUGCACAAUUGCAACAUCCCGCGGUCAGUACUGGUGGGAGUAAUGACCGACAAGUUGCUGCCAAUUCGACGGCCGCUGCUGCUUCUCAUGCUACUGGCCUUUUCGAUCAGGGUCAAAUGCAAUUGACCAAUACUAUGGAAAAAUCGUUCUUUAAUGGAAUGCAAACAUCUGACACAAGCUUCUUUAGUGGAGUGCCACCAAAUGUGACAACUUCAGCAGCAAACUCAGUUCAUCAAAUAACAUCACAACAGCCACAUCAACAACAAAGCAAUACAAUAUUAAUAACAAAUAACUUUUCUGCCCAUCAGUAUGGAAGUACAAAUUCACAGUUACCCGAUGUUUCGUCACAGAUGCUUCCUCGGACAAUCGGAGACAUUGUUAGUGGUGUCACAACAGCAGGUGCCGCAGCUCCUGGUAGUUAUAACAAUGCCAAUGCUGCCAACAUUCGCAUUAUUACAACACUCCCCAGUACGUUACACCAGCCCCAGAAGCAACAAAACCAGCCAAUGUAUAACAUUGGUAAAGAAGUCGAAGCAUCUGUGCAUGAGGACAUAAUACAACUGCCACAGUUUUACCAUACGCCACAUCAGCAACCGUCAGCUUAUGCUCCGCAUUUGUCAACAUUAUUACCGUCCCAUUUCACCCAACAGCAUUACGCCGCGACAGGUACUGCUCCAGCUUCUUUACAGUUACAACAAGAUGAUUUGCAACAACAGCACCCGUUUUUUGUGCCAUUAACAAAUAAUGGUGGUGGUGUCUCACCAACUGCAGCCGUUCUUACAGCUACACCUAAACUCAUGACGACACUUACUUCUGAAGAUAAACCUGGUAUUGAUGCAGUAACCACCUCACCAGCAAUGAUUACUUCGCCAGGAACCACCACAAGCACGAAUUCAACUCUUGUAUUGGAUCGUAUUAACAUUUGUAUAAAUAAUCACUACUCCGACUCCCUACCCCUGAAUAACGGGUUAUCAAACACAUUAGAUUGUAUUGGCACCACCACAACUGCUGCAACAACACCAGUUGCUCACACAUUUUCGAUGGCUACGCAUGCUCCACAACAGCCAUCGCCCAUUAUACCAGCUAUACAUCACAAAGUGUUGCUGGAUUCAGCUAGUAGCGGUGGCGCCGGGGGAGUUCUAAAUACCGAUUCUUAUACCAGCCAAGAUUCUACUUUGGUAAUAGACGAACCCGACUCAACUACCACAACACCCCAUACUCCACCGACUACGCCAGAAAAUAAUUCACCGCCGUCACCGCCAACGAAUUUGGCAUCUACAAGAUCAGCAAUAGUACCACAAUCAAUAUUAGCUCAAAAUAUAAUUGGAGAAACAGUCGUUGCUGGAAAAGAGAACUAUUCUGCAGCUCAAACAACAGUUUGUGUGUCCUCAUUUAAGGCGUCAAUAAAUAAAGCACAACACAAAAUGUCAACUUGUACAUCCGGUCAAUCUAUUACUACAAUAUUAAUUGACGAUGAAAGCGACUAUAUAAAAAGCGGCUUGGAAAAGGAUGCAGAUUCUGGAAGAGGUGGGACUGCUGGAAACACUCUGAACGAAAGUGUUAUGGAAAUAGAAGAUAAUGAGGUGGAUGACUUAUCAACACAGGAUACUGUAAGCAUGAUGAACAAUACCAAAUCUGGAGACAUCACGGAUCUACGUCCAAUACACCAAGAGCUUGGUAUUGCUAAGUUGGAUGAAUCCAAAGGAGAAACCGUUAUGCAAGAAUCACAGUUGGAUUCUCCCCCAUCGCCCACACCAGGAAAACCCGUUGAAAUAAUAUCAAAUGAAACUUCCUUAUCAGUCACAAUCCUCACUCCACCAACGCCCACAAGUUCAUCAGCAACCUCAGACGAUGAGCUGAAAAGUAUAAGCUCUAAAGAGAUCAGUUUCGCCAUGGGUGAGGAUGUGUUUAUUCGCAAAGAAGAUAGUCGCCAGUAUCUUGGCACAGUGAUCGGAAGUAGCGCUGGUGGUGGACUGAACAAGCCACAAUAUAUUCAGUAUUUGAUCCGCUUUGAUGAUAACUCAGAGUUAUGGUGCGGCAUUGAGGACAUGAGGCGGUUUGGCGGUAGUGGUGGAAGCGGUAACGCGCAAAUGUGUGUAGCUUGUAAGCGCCCUCAAGUACAAGACGUGGUGGAAACUUGUGAAGAUUGUAGGCGUGGUUAUCACCGGGGCUGCACUAGAGAAACAAAACCGGGCAGUGGUGUAUGGUGGUGUUUACGAUGCAGCAAGCCCAUGAAGAACCCAAUACACGAAGCCCACAAGGCUGCUAGCAAGCCAUUAUUGCAGCACAACAGGAGUUAUAAGAACACUGGUGAUAUUUCCAAGACAUUGGCUUCUCAAAAACUGAAAACUCCAGCAGAUGUUUAUGAAUUUCACAUUGAGGAUAGCGAGACAUUUACUUCAGAUGAUGAAAUUCCCAUAAAACAUAUUAUGGAAAAAGCACGAAAAAGUAGGGACCCAACUCAAAACUCCAAUGCCAUUAGUAUCCGGCCGAAGUCAAUCAAGAAGCGCAACAAUUUCGAUGAUAUGUUAUGUGAAGAAAUUGUGUCUCUGGAUGACGAGAACGCAAAUGAUGCAAACAGUGUCAGCAAAAUGCCAGUGUCCUCCCUAAUGGAUAAAGUUAAAGAAAAAGGCCUGCAAAAUGGCAUGUCAUCUAAACCAUCUAAAUGUGCUACUAGUCUUAACCAAGGCAAAGAAAGAAUUGAUACUGGUGGGAUAAUCCAUGAUAGUGUUCUUGUACCUCAAACAGUUGACCACAAAAGUACUUCAUCUGUUUUCAUAAAAGAGUCAUCAGUAACAACAGAGCGCAGCAGUCGUAAGCGCAAGGCAUUCACAUUAUCAAAUUCCUACAAGGAGGUUGCCGCUGAAGCAGCAUCAAAGCGCUACGAUAGCAGUCGCAUCUGUGACUCCUCUUCUGAUGAAAACUCGUCAAGUAGCCGCGGUACUUCCCUGGAUGUCAUCAUACCGCCGCCGAAAAACUUUCUUGGUCUUAAUAAUCCCUUUCGAAUGGUUACACCUAAGAAGAACUCGUCCGCAUCACAUGCAGGCGGUGGUGUCAAAAGCUUACUAAGCUUCAAUUGCAAUGGCACAAUGAUUAAAAGCAGUAUUUUUAAUACAACAGCCUUGGAUUUCAGCUCCAAGUUGGCAGCGCUUAAAAGCGCUGGCAUGUUCCCAAACCUUAGUACAAGUAAUUUAGCCAAGGCUGCCGGCCAGCCCCGGACAGUGCGCACGAUCAAGAGAAGACUGAGUGCCAAAGAUAUAACAAUCGGCCCAAACCAAGAGGUGCGUAGAAGAAGAACUCGUCGCCUAUCCUCCAAUGUAGAGGUUAUUAGUACAACCACAAUCAAUCCCAUUCCCAGCAAUUUCUUCCCAAUACAUGCCAAAGAUUUGCUUUCUACACAUACACAUCUCAUUACGAGCGGCUCUAAGAAUAUGUCAUUACAAAGCAAACAACAAAAAGCAGCCGCAUCCGUAUUCGUUUCUUCAACAUCCUCGUCCGCGUCGGCCUCGGCGUCUUCAUCACCACCUGGUUCAGUGACUUCAAGUGUGGAAUCGCAAGUCGAAGUUUUACCACCAUGUAAACCGUCGCACGGACGCCGUUUAAGGCAGCGCCCACAAAAGAAUUCUCCUGUCAACAGUCGCCGCAGUUCAAUCUCAAGCGCAAGCACGGCUUCUUCGACUAACUCCUCCAGCAACAUUACAUUAGCUGCAUUGCAGCAACAACAGCAAGCAAUACGUACCAGCGGUAAUACAAAUACGGGCAGUGCAAAUGCGACUAGUAUGCAAGAUCUGAAACAAUCAGUUAAAGAAUAUUUCGGUGGAGUAAUGAACCGUAUCGAAUCUGGCGAGCAGUUUUGCAUCCGCGCUAAAAGACAAUUGGCAAGUGGACAGAUGCAAUAUCUGAUUGAAUGGGGGGAUGUUACUGGGGCAUUGCAGCAACCACAAACAACACCGACAUCCAGCACAACAGCAGCGUCGUCGGCAUCUGCAACUGAAACAGGAGAAGUCGAUCAAUAGAGAAUCAGUGCUUUUAAAGGGGCGUUAAAUUGGUUUUAAAGCCCUAAAUUUCGGGUUACGUCUUCGGCAUGUAAUUGUGGAUUUGCAAAUUGUAAGUAUAGCGUUACAAUAUAUUUAAGUUUUUAAAUUUAUUUAUAUUUAGUAAAGUUAAGCCGUUUUCAUUGUGGAUAGUUAAGGGGAUUCGGCAGUUAACUGUAGAUUUUCAAGAUAAAAAUGGUAAGUUAGGUGCCGAUUGUGAGUUAACUCUUAACUAUGUAUGUCGUAAAUCGCGUUAAUUGGCUGUUAUUUUAUUUCCAGUUUUAAAAAUACAUUAGCAAAUCAAUUUGCAAAAAAAAAACAAAAUUUAUUUAAAAUGUUUUCUAUGGUUUUCUUAGCAGGAAGAAGUAACUUGAUUUGCGAUUUUAGAAUUUAUUAUUUAUUGUUUGGAAUCAACGACAGUGGUAUUUUUUUAAAUUCAAGUCCUUUUUAUUUUAUUUGUUUGCCUGAUCAUUAUUUACUGCCUUAAUUAUAAAUUAUCUAUUCUUGAAAUCUUUCUUAACAAAAUACAGGUUUGAACGUGCAAUGGCUGAAUUAGUUAUAAAACCAUACAAGUAUAAACUAUCAUAUGUAUAUAAAUGUGAAGGUGAAUAUUGCAAGAUUUAAGUUACUGUUCACUGCUGUGUUACUGCAAGAUUGAAAUGCAAUUCUUCAAAGCUCAAAUGACCCCUAAAAGAUAUAUGUAUGUAUGUAUGUAUGCCAAGUUAGCACCUGUUAAUCAUAUAAAAACUGAACUGAAUAUACUAAAAACUGAGGUUAAGAAGUUGUGGGGAAUUCAUUUAGAUUUAUAAUUAAAAUAACGGCUUGGUAAGCCCCUAGCCGAUUCCAUUUGCAUAGCACACAAAAUAAAUCGCAAAAAAAUUUCCUUAUUACAUAUGUACAUAUUUGGAAUUUCAUUGAAACUUGUAUUUUUUCUUAGACGAUUUGGAUAAAAAAGUUGCUGUUAUUUUAAAAACAGGCAAUGGAUUUAAAUGGAAUUAAUAAACAAUUUUAUGAGUAUUAUAAAUACAAACAUUUUUAAUUUGAAUAAAUCAUUAAUUAAGUUCGAGUUUAGUAUAUAUUCUGUAUGUAUAUUUAUGUAUUUGAGGAAUAAUAAUAAUAAAUAUG
This is a messenger RNA of Rhagoletis pomonella (apple maggot), 5622 nucleotides long. RefSeq names its product polycomb protein Pcl (gene Pcl). NCBI's taxonomy places the organism in Eukaryota, Metazoa, Arthropoda, Insecta, Diptera, Tephritidae. The transcript is spliced from 5 exons. Bases 283 to 4479 code for a protein of 1398 amino acids. The record is from RefSeq and is a predicted model, not a curated record.